CGUAGCGGCGGGCGGGGAGGCGGCGGCGGGCAGGGAAGCGACGGCGGGAGGGGAGGAGGAAGAGGCGGAGGCGGCGGCGGGAUACCCGGCUCCGGGAUGGUGCAGCGCGGCCCGCGGGGCCGGGGCGCGGAGGCUCGGCGGGAGCCCUGCGCCCCGCUGCCCGCCCGUGACACCGAGCCCGCGUGGUGCAAGACGCCGAGCGGGCACAUCAAGCGGCCCAUGAACGCCUUCAUGGUGUGGUCCCAGCACGAGCGCCGCAAGAUCAUGGACCAGUGGCCCGACAUGCACAACGCCGAGAUCUCCAAGCGGCUGGGCCGGCGCUGGCAGCUCCUGCACGACUCCGAGAAGAUCCCCUUUGUCAGGGAGGCCGAGCGCCUGCGCCUCAAGCACAUGGCUGACUACCCCGACUACAAGUACCGGCCUCGGAAAAAGGGCAAGGUGGGCACCGGAGCAGCCCGCCCGCGGCUCCCAGUGAAGAUCAAGCCCUCCGUGCUGGGCCGUGUCUCUGCCAGCCGCAGGCAGCCCGCCAAGCUGCCCACCGGCCCCGACACCCCGCAGGAGCCCGCAGCAGAGGUGCCCGCUGAGGACAGCCCUGUGGUGCCUGGCACGGCUGCCUGGCAGCCGGCACCCGACGGGGAGCACAGCCCCCAGGAGCCCCCUGCACCCCUGAGCCCUACCACACCCUGCCCGGAGCCAGGGAGGUCCCCAGAGAGCGGGUCCCCCUCUCCCAUGUCGGCUGGGUCCCCUCCCUCUUCCUUCAGCUCCUCUGACGAAGAGCUGGAGGAGGAGCUGCUGGGGGUCAUGCCCGGGCGGGCGCCUGCCAGUGCCACCUGUAGUGCCCUGGACUGGUCCGUCUUCGACAAGGACCACGACCUCUACCCGCGGGGAGGCUCCUCGCACUUCGAGUUCCCGGACUAUUGCACGCCCGAGGUCAUAUCAAAAAACAACCCAGGAAAAAACAAACAAACAAACCGAAACCAGCUGUUUACAUGCAGGAAUCAGGUAUUUUGCCUUGAAGCUGCUGGAAGGCAGAGCCCCUGCUCCCCCCACCCCCUGGCACACACCCAUUCUCCAUCCGUCUGUCUGUCCGGCUCUCGCCUCGUGCCCGCAGGACGCAUGGCCGCCCGCCGCGGUUGUUUGCCCGUGAAAUGCAUCUCAUCGGGGUUUCAUUGUCACACCCGGCUGCUUUCCCCCACGGCCCCGGCGCUGACAGCCAUGGCUGCUCCCGGCCGCUCCCAUCUGUGCCAGCGCCGUGUGCCCUCCCGCUCUCCAGGAAGCAGGAGCAUCCACGCCACCCCAGCUCUCGGUGCCCACCCCACCUUCCCCAUCCCUUGGAGAAUGGCUGAUUCCGUUUGGUUUUUGACUGCAUUGAACGCAUGGCUUCAAUUCUCUCCUCUUCCUCUUUGCAGCCCUUGGGGAGGGAUGCCAAGCCAUGCCAAGCUGUCCCUUCCCAGCUCCCUGCUUUGUGAGGGGUCCCUGCUUUGGGGGUUCAGUGUCCCACGGCAGUGUCUCCUUCCCGGUGGCGGGUGCUCCCCGCCACUCGCUUUGGGAAGAGUGAAGUUGCACGCACGUGACGAGCACGUGGGCGCGGGAGGCUGUGUUGUUUCUCUCGCCAGGCAGUUGUGCAGGGAAAGCUGUGCCACGGAGGGAGCCCCUGUCCAGAGUCACCCCAAAACUGUGCGGGGACCAGCCCUUCACUAAGCAGCCAGCCCUCAUUUUAACCUUGGAGCCCGUGCCCUUGUGGGACCUGCUGAGGGCUGGCUGACCUUGGCCGGUGGAGCCGGGUGUCGCUGUGCCCAGCCGUGGCGUGUGGUGCUGCCGGGAUGGCAGGGAGCAGCAUGGAAGGGCAGGGUGGCAGCAAAGGGCAGCUGUGGGAAAUCUGCCUUAGGCAACCACCCGAACUGGUCCAAGAGCAGCUGCAGCCAGUGCUGGUGGGCGUGUGGGCUGUGGGUGAUGCUCUGGCACGGGGCUCCUCCACACAGCACCACGCUGGGCUCCGCUGCCGGCCACGCCGAGAGCAGGGAGAUGCUGGCAGGGAAGAUGCUGCUGCAGCGGCUCCUCCAGCUGGGAUUUUCUUUGCUUUUCCUAAUGGCUCCUUCCUGCGACAGCCGCCUCCUCCCACUGCCGGGAGCACGUGGCUGCAGUGCUGGCUCGGCAGCUGCCGCAGGCUGUGCUUGGGGGGGCAGGGGCUGCGCUCUGGUACAGCUGUGCUGGGUGGGGACCCCACACAUCCCCCGGGAAGUGGUCAUGGCUUGGGCUGGCAGCGUCUGCAGGAGCUCUACUGGGCUCGGCAGCAACCGCUGCUUGAAGCGGCCCCUGCAGUCCCCCGUGACCCCGAUUCCCCAGGGACUCUGGAUUUGUGGGGGCCCCUCGGAUCCUCCCGUGCCAGGGGGUGCUGGCAGCAGCAGAGCACCCGCUGCUUGGUGCUCUGCCUCCCUGUUUUGGGGCUGCCGGUCCCCCCAGUCACAGGCUACCCCGUGCCUGCCCCUUGCUGCAGGCUGGACUGAGCCGUGACCGGGGGAAGGACAUCCCCCCUCCCACGUCCUGGCAUCCCCUGAGGGUGCCUCGGAGUAGGUGCCUGGCCCUGCUGCUGGAGCUGCUGGUGGCCCUGGCUCAGCCGUGGGGAUAGGCACUGCAGCGCAGGGAGAGGUGUGGCCCUUUGCAGGGAUGCUCGAUGUCCCCCAGCCCAGUCCCUGGGGACCCCUCGAGGCCCCCCGCGAUGGUCAACCAUCAGCAGUGUAGAUGUGUCGGUGUGUAGCGGUAGCUGUGCGUGUGUGUUGGCAUUAGCCACGGUGUUUCGGUAGCCCCGUGCGGGUGCCAGCCUGCGGAGCCAGGCGGGCAUCACGCAUCAGACACGUGUUCCCUGGGUAGAGCGCGUCCUCUUCUCUGCGUCCCCUCCCUCCCCGGCCGUCCCCCACCGCAUCCAGUCCCGCCCCCAAAGGUGGAAAAGCCAAAAAGCGCCGGGCCAGCCGUGAUCCUGGCAGCCUGCUCCCGCCUCACCGCCGCCUCGGGGGGACUUUGCCUUCCCAGCCCCUGGGCAGCCCCGCUCCAGGAGCACCUGAAGCCGUCUCCCACGUGUGAGCCGGGCUCGGGGUUCCCGGGGGGUCCGGCGGCCUCAGAGCUCUCUAACACACACACGGAUCUCACCCAGCACCUCGGUGCCUUCUUGGGGUGCACAGCCACCCCAUGCUGUGGCCAGGGCUUCUCAGGGAGGGCGCUGAGGCUGACAGUCACCUGCCCUCCAUCCCUGUCCAUGGGGAAGCCAAAGCCCCCGGUACCAGCAAGGCCUGAGGCCACACUGAGGGUCUCACAUCUCACGUGUGCUUUGCUGACCCUGCAGCUCAGGGCUCAGCUUCCGUUCCUAGGGGGGACACGGGUCCCAGUGGUCCCCUACGUGCUGUGCAUCACCCUUGAGCCAGGGUGAUCCCUCCACGGACUGUCAGGCGAAAUAUUUCCUCAGGAGCAGGUUCUGGGUCAGUGCCAGAACCGGAGCCAGUGCCGGGGUCUCCUGCCCUGGCCGCAAGCACAACAUCAUCCGCUUUGUCCCCGUCCUCACCCCUGUCCCCCUCCUCGAGUCUCGCCGGGUGUGUUUGUCAGGGAGAACCGUCGUGGACAGUGGUGGAUUUUCUGUGCCGUGUGGUUGUAGUGCUUAGAGACCCCCCCAGCGUGCGGCCCCCUCCCGCUGCGCCCCCGCUGCCCGGUGCUGGCUGGCAUGCGUGUGCGAGCGUGUGUGCGUGCGCGUGCGACAUCCCGUCAUCACUCCAGACAAAGCGAAUAAUAAUAAUAAUAAUAAAAGUAAUAAUAAAUAAUAAAAAUAAACCAAACCUCUCUCAGGAAGCAGCUGCCCUGGCGGCGGCAGAGUGGGCCGGGGGUCCCCGGAGCUGGCGGGGCCCCGACGCAGCCUGCGGACGGGCGCCAGCGCUCGGGGUCACCUUUGUAGUGUUGUGUUAGUGAAGGGUCCCUGUGUCUGUUAUCUUGGAGAAACAGGAUUUUAGCCGAGGGGCAGCGACGGCCCCAUCUGGGUCCAUCUUGGGGGUGUGACAUGGCUGGCCCUUGCCAUGCAGAACCUCGGCUAACAAUGAUCCUGACUGUUGUGAUUAUGGAAUAAAGUGUGUUGGUCUGCUCCUCGUGGCUCUGGCUCCUUCUGUGCUGCCUCACUCCUCCCAGGGGAAUUUGGGGUACCCAGGGCUGUGGGAGGUCUCCAGGGAGAUGAGGGAUUCCCAAUGGCCAGCAUCGGGCUCCCAGGUAUAUCAGUUCCCACCCUGAGCCCCGGUUCCUAUGGGCUCUCCUGCAGCGGGGGGGUUCACCCUCAUCAGUCAGUGUGGGCUGGGCGUCCCCGGGAGCAGUGUGAGCAUGUGCAUGUGUGUGCACGUAUGUGCUGUGCGUAUGCAGCCCCUCGCCCCACCCGUGUGUGUGUGUGUGGGCAAUCCCGGCGCCGCCCCCGACUCCGUUCAGCCGGGGGAGGGGACCGAGGGUGAUCGGGGGGGAAGUGGAGAGGGAGGGAACCGGGGGUGCUAAUCCAGACCCACGGGGGGGGGGGGGGGCACGGGGUCACGCGCCACUUGCAUCACACGCAGACCCCCGCCCCCAGUCUCACCGCAGCUGUUGCCACGGCAACAAGAGGAGCCCAGAGCAUCCCCGGGUACCGCCAGCCCCUCCUGCUGCCCUGCCGCUGCUGGGGAGCGGGCUGUCCCCCAGGGAGGGAGAAGUGCAGGGGUUGCCCGUGCCACGGUGACCCCCCAAGUCUGCAGGCUGCACCCCCGGGACAGCCCCAGCACCGCCCGGGGCCGGGGCGGUACCACAGGGGCAGCAGUGUUCCAGUGUGGUGUCACUGCAGCCCCCGGCAAUGGGAUUCGUCUCUGUGCAGGGGCACUGCUGGGAGCAGAGGGGACCACGGGGCAGCCACAGCCAGAGCUGUGGCCAUCACCACUGUCCCCAUCACUUUGGUAAGGUCAGGGCCACAUGGGCUCUCGUCUACUGUCCAACAUGGCCCACACAGGCACAUGCACACAUUGCCACUGGCCUGGUUCUGAGUCACACGCAGCAGCGGCCUCUUGGCUUCCCUAAAGGUGCCACAUAUCUCCUGCCACCACUCUUCCUUCCCCCCUGCUGCUCAAAGGGUGCUCCUCCCAAAGGGAUUCAAGCCGGUUUAGAAAAUGGCUCCUGGAGAAGCCACAGGCAAUUAAAAACAGCCAAGAGGGCUGCCAGCCUUGAGCCAUCCAGACAAAACCGCUUCCAGCCUGGCCAAGGCGGCCACAUCACCCCAGCUCAGUGGAGCGUGCCCUGGGAGUGGGCACCAUGCCCUGGGAUUGGGCACCGUGCCCAGGAUCUCCUCCUGCAGCCGGGCACCCGGCCUGGGGUGCAGGGCAGCUGGGAGGUCAGGCUAUUUCCAGCCCCACGCUGCUGAUGGGGGGGACACCCCAGAGCCAGCAGCACACACAAGGCCUGGCGCUGGCCCAGAGGGAGACAGAUGAUGGAGAGCAGUGACCGGGGCACGCACACGCCCUUUGGCUCUGCUCCUG
Messenger RNA from Passer montanus (Eurasian tree sparrow), 5522 nucleotides. RefSeq names its product SRY-box transcription factor 12 (gene SOX12). The record is from RefSeq and is a predicted model, not a curated record. Gene Ontology annotation, biological process: positive regulation of transcription by RNA polymerase II; anatomical structure morphogenesis; cell differentiation. The coding region runs from base 97 to 1701 and encodes 534 amino acids. NCBI's taxonomy places the organism in Eukaryota, Metazoa, Chordata, Aves, Passeriformes, Passeridae. The transcript is spliced from 2 exons. Gene Ontology annotation, molecular function: DNA-binding transcription factor activity, RNA polymerase II-specific; RNA polymerase II cis-regulatory region sequence-specific DNA binding.